Messenger RNA from Gryllus bimaculatus (two-spotted cricket), 2406 nucleotides. The record is from the annotation of a GenBank genome assembly. Lineage: Eukaryota; Metazoa; Arthropoda; Insecta; Orthoptera; Gryllidae.
AUGUCGCUCGAGCUCUUCAACCCCGAGACGGACGACAUGGACAGCGACUCGUCGGGCGUGUCCUCGCCCGACUCCGUCAGCUCCGUCAUCAGCGUGCUCACCGAGGAGCAGGGCGCCGGCGAGCGCCAGGCCGCCGCCGCCGCCGCCGCCACCUGCGCCGCGGACGGAGCAAGGAGCGAGGAAGCGGUAUCGGAGGACGCAGGCCAUCCUCCAGCAGAGGCAUGGCCGUCGCCACCGCCUCCACCAGCGCCACGCGCGCCCGAGAUCGUGCGCACCAGUUCGGAAGACCUCGUGCUGGACCUGUGCGCCGCCGAGGAGGAAGCGGCCCCGCUGGCGGAGGCAGCAGCCACCGGAGCCGCUGCCGGGGCGGCCUCCACCUCCGCUGGCGCCAUCACCUCGGCGCCCGCGGAGCCUCGAGUCUCCCCUUCCUCGCACAGCCUCCUGGAGGCGGCCGCGGACGUGGCGUCUUCGCUCGAGGACGCCGUGGACGCCGUCAUCCAGUCCAGCCCGCGCGCACGGCGGCGCAAGCUGCAGCUCAUGGAGGCCGCCGACCCCAUGAGCCUCAUCCAGGGCGCGUACGGCGGCAGCCUGCUGCGCUCCGAGAGCUUCGGCAAGUUUUCGCCCGGAGAACCUACGCCGGCCAGUAAAUACCUGCUGUCCGGGAGCGGCAACAGCGCGAGCCCGGUGGUGGAGCGGAGGGGCAGUCGCGGGUGGGCCGGCAGCGUCGACAGCAGCCGACGGGCAUCGCCCCGCCGCGCCGCCACCGCCUCCCUCACCGCCGUCGCCUCCACCACCGCCACCACCAUCACCACCUCCACAGCCACCGCCACUUUGGCUGUAGACCCUCUGCAAGACGAAACGGGCGGCCACGAGUCUUGGGACGAGAGCUGCCGCCAACACCUGGCCGACUUUGCGGAGAAACUCAGCGAAAAGCUGCUCGAAGAGAUCGACCAGUACCGUCGCCAGACGUGCCAACCCCUUCCUUCGCGCCCGUCGCCACGGAACAAGACGUACGCGGGCCUACCUGAGGAUUACGAACACAUCGACGACCCCUAUCUCUCUCGGCUGAGCGAGGAACUCGAGGACCUCACCAAGCUCAGUGAAGAGUUGCAGAGGAGGAAUUCGUAUAUUGCCACCUUCAACGAAACGUCGUCAAUGGCCGCCUCGAAGGGCCUAGAACUGUCCCUGCAGGACAUAUCCGCGUGGAGGCCCAAGCGGGACGCCGCCACCGACUCCGUGUCGCCCAAGACGCCCAGUCUAGGCGCGCCCGACUUCCUCGACCACGAGCUGCUCAAAGACAUCAAUGUGACCGUGCCCGACAGGAUCGAAGACCAUCCAGAGUUCGACGUAAACAUCAGUGUGAGCAGCGAGCAGUUCCUCAGCGAUCGCUUGUCAUCGAGCGCUCUGGAGUCCAGCGACGUCAACCAGCAGAUGGACUUGGCCUACACCGAGUCCUACUCCCGCCAGACGAGUGCUGACAUCACGGAGGACCUGGAGACGUGCUUGGAAGAGGCGGAGGAGCCGGAGGUGGCAGCGCAGAACCCCGAGGUGGAGGAGCAGCCCGUGCCCGCGUCAGACAAAGCGGAGGCGGUCGGCGCGCCCGAAGAGGAGUCGGCGUGUGCGCCGCCGGAAGCGACGACGUCGACCGCCGCGGCGCCCGAAGGCGACGCCGACAAGCCUAAGGGAUCCUUCAGCCUGCGUCCGGGCUACUCGAUCGAGUCGAGCGACGCGGGCGACACGGCGUCCGGGUCGGGCAAGACGGCGAGUACGGCGUCGCUGGGGCCCGAGUCAAGCGACGCCGGCUCUUCCGACUGCAGCCGCGACGUGCGCUACGCGGACCGGCGCACGGCGCGCUGCGACGGCCGCUCUUCGUCGGAAGAGGCGCCGCUGCCACCGCCACGCGCCAUGUUGGUGCGCCAGGAGCCUCCCGAGACGCUCACCAAGACAGAGAGCUGCGCGUCGUCGCUCAGCGGCUCCACGUCGCAGGAGUCGCUGCCUUCCGACAACGGCGGCGGCGCCAUCACCUUCCACCGCUACUACCAUGUGUUCCGAGAAGGCGAGCUUGACCAGCUCAUCGAGCGCUACGUGGAAAACCUGCACAUUAUCUCGUCCUACUACGACCACGCCAAUUGGUGCGUGGUGGCCGAGAAGGUUCAGAUAGUUGCAAACCCACGUUACAGUUUACAACGUGAUCUGGAAGGAUCCGGAAAAGUUUCCAGUUCUUCACCAGCAGAUCCGGACGCGGAGAACGACCUUGACAUGCCACAAUCGGUGUAUGUUAGUGUUCUUAAAGAUACUGAUCCGGGGAGUUACCCGGCGAAUCCAGAAGAGGCAACAGAUCCACAGUCUCGUUUCUCUAGUGUUCCGGAACAAAAUCUAAGCAAUUUUGCUUCUUUACUUGAGUAA